AUGUCGUUCGCUAUUAACCCGAACCCGCAUCAAUCGACCUCCGUCUUCAGUCACAACACUGCCCCAGUACACGAGACGACGGCGGAAGAUGCAUCAGAUCUGGAGAAAAAGAGCUCCGACGAAACCCUGAUGGAGCGGGAAGAGAUCGUAGAGCUCCGGGUGGGUGAACUGGCUCGCCAAUUGACACGCCAAUCCACUCGAUUCUCAGCCAAGGGAGGCAGUCUUCAGAACCCAUUCUUGACAGAUGACCCGGAGUCCACUAUCAACCCGCACAGCCCCAACUUCCGCGCCAGGGACUGGAUCAAGAUGUUCUUGGAAAUGAGGCACCAGGAUCCCGAGAGAUACCCCGAAAAGCAUGCCGGUAUCUCCUUUCGCAACUUGAAUGUGCACGGCUUCGGUUCUCCAACAGACUAUCAAAAGGAUGUCUUGAAUAUGCUACUGGAGGUUGGAACGCUUGUCCGAUGGGCUUUUGGAGUCAAGAUGCACAAAGUUCAGAUUCUUCGCGAUUUUGAAGGUCUGGUCAAGAGUGGUGAGAUGCUGGUCGUGCUCGGAAGGCCAGGCAGUGGUUGUUCAACAUUGUUGAAGACUAUUGCCGGUGAAAUGAACGGUAUCAAUAUGUCGGAGGACGCUGUAGUGAACUACCAAGGUGUCCCCGUAAAGGAAAUGCACAACAACUUCAAAGGUGAAGCCAUCUACACAGCCGAGACUGAUGUUCACUUCCCCCAACUCUCCGUCGGCGAUACUCUCAAAUUCGCUGCUCUCGCAAGAUCGCCUCGAAACCGUUUCGAAGGAGUGACGCGCGACCAGUACGCCACGCAUAUGAGAGACGUUGUCAUGGCGAUGCUUGGUCUUUCGCACACAAUCAAUACCCGUGUCGGUAACGACUUUGUUCGUGGUGUCAGUGGUGGUGAGCGCAAGCGUGUCAGUAUCGCCGAGGCUACUUUGAGUCUGGCUCCCCUCCAAUGCUGGGACAACAGUACUCGAGGUCUUGACAGUGCCAAUGCUUUGGAGUUUUGUAAGAACCUUGCUCUUAUGAGCAAGUACGCUUCCACGACUGCCUGCGUCGCUAUCUAUCAAGCUUCGCAGAGCGCAUACGAUUGCUUCGAUAAGGUCACUGUUCUUUACGAGGGACGACAAAUCUAUUUUGGACCUACAACAGAGGCAAAGCAAUUCUUCGUUGACAUGGGAUUCGAAUGUCCCGAUCGUCAAACAACUGCCGACUUCUUGACCUCACUCACUAGCCCGGCAGAGCGAAGAGUCCGCCCUGGAUUUGAAGGCCGCGUCCCAGAGACUCCUGAUGAAUUCGCCGCAGCAUGGAAGAAGAGUGAGGCCCGGGCCAAGCUUAUGCGAGAGAUUGAAGCCUUCGAAGCGCAAUACCCGCUUGGUGGUUCAUCGCGUGAUGCAUUCAUUGAUGCGCGUCGCGCCACGCAAGCAAAACGUCAACGUUCCAUGUCUCCAUACACCAUCUCUGUUUGGGAGCAAAUCUCUCUAUGCACUGUGCGAGGCUUCCAACGACUCAAGGGUGAUUCCAGUUUGACUCUCAGUGGGCUGAUUGCAAACUUCAUCGUUGCUUUGAUUGUCGCAUCCGUCUUUUUUAAUCUUGGAGAUGACUCCAACAGUUUCUAUGGGCGUGGUGCCUUGCUCUUUUAUGCCGUCCUUCUCAGUGGUUUUUCUAGCGCGCUCGAAAUUCUCACCUUGUAUGCUCAACGUCCUAUUGUGGAAAAACAGUCACGUUACGCUUUCUAUCACCCAUUUACCGAGGCCAUCGCGUCUAUGCUCUGUGAUACGCCGUACAAGGUCCUUAACUCCUUCACCUUCAACAUUCCUCUUUAUUUCAUGACCAAUCUCCGCCGAACUGCGAGUGCUUGGUGGACUUUCUGGCUUUUCUCCCUUGUCACGACUUACACCAUGUCUAUGCUUUUCCGAACUAUUGCAGCGACUUCUCGGUCUCUAUCCCAAGCUCUUGUUCCCGCUGCUAUCUUGAUUCUUGGUAUGGUCAUUUAUACCGGUUUCGUUAUUCCAACCAAGUAUAUGCUUGGGUGGUCCCGCUGGAUGAACUACAUUAACCCCAUCGCUUACUCCUUUGAGAGCUUGUUGGUCAAUGAGUUUGCCGAUCGUGACUUCGCGUGUUCAGUAAUGGUUCCUUCCCAAGGUCCGUAUGACAGCGUUCCAAUGCAAUACCGAAGUUGCUCUACUGUGGGUGCCAGCGCUGGUUCCAGCACCGUCUCGGGAUCAGCUUAUUUGAAGCUAAGCUUCGAUUAUCAAAAGAGCCACGAAUGGAGAAAUUUGGGUAUCCUGUUUGCCUUCAUGAUCUUCUUCUGUGGAGUAUACUUGGUCGCUACCGAAUACAUUUCCGAAAUCAAGUCCAAGGGCGAGGUUCUUUUGUUCCGUCGCGGUCACAAACCCGCAAACUUGUCUUUUCCCGGCAGCUCUUCUGAUUUGGAAUCCUCGAUUGGAGGUAUCUCGGAGAAAAAGGCCUCCGGAUCUGCUCCUGGAACUGCUAAUUCGGAAUCGAUUCUCAACGCUGGCACUGCAACCCCGCCUGCUGAAGCUAAGAUUCAAAGGCAAACGGCUAUUUUCCAUUGGGAAGAUGUGUGCUAUGAUAUCAAGAUCAAGGGAGAGCCCAGACGAAUUCUCGACAAUGUCGACGGUUGGGUCAAGCCUGGUACAUGCACGGCAUUGAUGGGUGUCUCUGGAGCAGGUAAAACUACUCUGUUGGAUGUCUUGGCUACACGUGUCACUAUGGGCGUUGUUUCUGGAGACAUGCUUGUCGAUGGACGUCACAGAGAUCAAUCCUUCCAACGCAAAACUGGUUACGUUCAACAGCAAGAUGUCCACUUGCCCACGUCUACCGUUCGAGAGGCUCUUGAAUUCAGUGCCUUGCUACGUCAACCUGGACAUCUCAGCCGUAAGGAGAAGCUCGACUACGUCGAUGAGGUAAUUCGACUCCUUGGAAUGGAGUCCUACGCGGAUGCUGUCGUUGGUGUUCCUGGUGAAGGACUGAAUGUUGAACAACGCAAGCGACUUACCAUUGGUGUUGAGCUUGUUGCCCGGCCUCAGCUGCUCUUGUUUUUGGAUGAACCCACUUCCGGCCUUGACAGUCAGACUUCUUGGUCUAUCUUGGAUUUGAUUGAUACAUUGACUCGCCACGGACAAGCCAUUCUCUGCACUAUCCAUCAACCCUCUGCCAUGUUGUUCCAGCGAUUUGACCGACUUCUUUUCUUGGCCAAGGGUGGAAAGACCAUUUACUUUGGUGAUAUCGGCAAAAACUCUUCUAUCCUAUCGAGUUACUUUGAGAGGAAUGGUGCCGCGCCAUUGCCACAGGGUGAAAAUCCUGCUGAGUGGAUGCUUGAAGUCAUUGGAGCAGCUCCUGGAUCACAUACGGAUAUUGACUGGCACAAAGUUUGGCGAGAGAGCCCUGAAUACGUUAAAGUCAAGGAACACCUUGCCGAGCUCAGAUCUACUCUAUCACUCAAGGAACCAGAACCACAAGCCAAUGACCCAGGUGCUUACCGAGAAUAUGCGGCUCCUUUCAGCGUUCAAUUGUGGGAGACCAUGCGCCGAGUUUUCGCGCAGUACUACCGUACCCCGGUCUACAUUUGGUCCAAGUUUGCUCUCUGCGUGUUGACUACUCUUUACAUUGGGUUUUCGUUUUUCCACGCCAAGAACACCAUUCAAGGUCUCCAGAAUCAAAUGUACAGUGUGUUCAUGUUGAUGACCAUUUUCGGUAACUUGUGUCAACAAAUCAUGCCUCUUUUCGUCACUCAACGUUCUCUUUAUGAAGUGCGUGAGCGACCUGCAAAGACAUACUCCUGGCAAGCUUUCAUGAUGAGCAACAUCAUUGUCGAAUUACCCUGGAACACACUCAUGUCCGUGCUUAUGUUCCUUUGCUGGUACUACCCGAUCGGACUGUACAACAACGCCAAACCUACCGACGCCGUCACCGAACGCUCAGGUCUCAUGUUCUGUCUGAUCUGGGUAUUUAUGCUCUUCACCUCUACGUUUGCGCACAUGGUCAUUGCCGGUAUUGAAAAUGCCGAAACGGGUGGUAACAUUGCCACGAUGUUGUUUUCGCUGUGCUUGAUUUUCUGCGGUGUUCUUGCUACUCCUCAGGCCAUGCCCGGAUUUUGGAUUUUCAUGUACCGCGUUUCACCUUUUACCUACCUGGUUCAGGGAAUGUUAUCAACCGGCUUGUCUGGUACGCACGUCCAAUGCUCAUCCGUCGAAUAUCUCACCUUCGACCCUGCGCCUGGUUUCUCGACAUGCAUCGAUUACAUGAAGGAUUAUAUCGACCUAGCAGGCGGUUAUCUCCUUGAUAACAACGCCACUUCGCACUGUCAGUACUGCACCAUUGGGGAGACGGAUACUUUCCUUGCCAGUGUCAACGCGUUCUUUUCGCAAGCUUGGCGCAAUUUUGGUCUUAUGUGGGUGUACAUUGGGUUUAAUAUCGUGGCUGCUGUGGGAAUUUAUUGGUGGGCUCGUGUGCCAAAGGGGAAGAAGUUUUCUGGAUCUUCUUGAUCUUUUCCUAUAUCUACUCCUGUACACUACAGGGAACUUGCAUCUUUCGUUCUCUUGAUUUCUGUUUGGAUACAUGCAAUCAUCAUCCUUCUCUAGUAUUUCUUUACUUCUUAUACGAAAACUGUCGUCUCGCGACCUCGGGAAUUUUCUUUUCUCUUCUAAUCACUUCACCGUCUUGACACGUUUCUUGUUACAUAGUUCUACUCUUUUUUGACUAGUUGCAUUGUGUUAGAUUGGUUGGCUUGUUUUUUUGUGUUUGCCUUUAUAUAUUCUAGAAACGGAUAGAUUUCUGAAUUUGAAUAAUUUAAUGUUUUUU
Messenger RNA from Talaromyces stipitatus ATCC 10500, 4834 nucleotides. Its product is annotated as ABC transporter, putative. The transcript is spliced from 2 exons. NCBI's taxonomy places the organism in Eukaryota, Fungi, Ascomycota, Eurotiomycetes, Eurotiales, Trichocomaceae. Gene Ontology annotation, biological process: transmembrane transport. The record is from RefSeq and is a predicted model, not a curated record. Gene Ontology annotation, cellular component: membrane. Bases 1 to 4518 code for a protein of 1505 amino acids. Gene Ontology annotation, molecular function: ABC-type transporter activity; ATP hydrolysis activity; ATP binding.